AAAAAAAAGUCUUUUAGUGUUCUAUAUUCGAAGAUCCUUUUCGUUAAAAAAAUUUUUUAGAAGAAAAAUGUCUGAAUCCAAUACCAAUGCAGUUAGCACUAUGACCAGCAAAGAUUAUUACUUUGAUUCAUAUGCUCAUUUCGGAAUUCAUGAGGAAAUGUUGAAAGACGAAGUUCGUACCUUAUCUUAUCGUGCCUCUAUUUACAAUAAUAAACACCUUUUCAAGGACAAAAUUGUUCUUGAUGUUGGUUGUGGUACGGGCAUUCUUUCUAUGUUUGCUGCUAAGGCCGGUGCUAAGCAUGUCUAUGGUAUUGAUAUGUCCAAUAUUAUCCAUCAAGCUCGUGUUAUUGUAAAGGAUAAUGGCUUAGAUGAUAAAAUCACUCUUAUUCAAGGUAAAAUGGAAGAGGUUGUUUUACCUGUUGAUAAAGUUGAUAUUAUUAUUUCCGAAUGGAUGGGUUAUUUCUUAUUGUAUGAGUCUAUGCUUGAUACAGUCCUUGUUGCUAGAGAUAAAUAUUUGGCUCCUGGAGGUAUGAUUUUCCCCGAUAAGGCUACUAUGGUUAUUGCUGCCAUUGAAGAUGGUGCCUAUAAGGAAGAAAAGAUUGGUUUUUGGGAUAAUGUAUAUGGCUUUGAUUAUUCAUCUAUGAAGAGUAUUGCCAUUAAAGAACCUUUGGUUGAUGUUGUUGAACCUCGUUCUGUUGUUACUGAUGCCUGCGUUUUUAAGGAAAUUGACAUUGCUACAGUGACUAAGGAAGAUUUGACAUUCAAGACACCCUUCAAGAUUACUGCUGAACGUGAUGAUUAUGUUCAUGCUUUUAUUGCUUGGUUUGACAUUGCUUUUACUCAUUGUCAUAAACCCAUUGAAUUCUCAACUGGACCUCAUUGUAAAUAUACUCACUGGAAACAAACUGUUCUUUAUACCAAAGAACCCUUGGCAAUGAAGAAGGGUGAAAGUAUUGAAGGUGUUCUAUCUUGUGCUCCUAACAAAUCUAACCCUAGAGACCUUGAUAUUGUUAUCGAUUACAACUUUACUGGCACCCAUGACACUAUUCAUGAAGUUUGUGAUUAUAAGAUGUCAUAGAUUAUUUUAAUUUUUAAUAUUAUAAAUUGCACAUAUACACAUGCAAUAUAGAUAUGUGCAUGUAUUAUAACUAAAAAGAAAAGAUGUAUUAAAUUAUUUUUAAUGAUUGUUCGUUACCUAAUAAAUACAAAAAAUGCAAUCUAUCAAAAGACGAAUAUCUGUACAUUAAGUGCUAUAGUAUAAAAAAAAA
Molecule: messenger RNA, 1268 nt
Organism: Cokeromyces recurvatus
Lineage: Eukaryota; Fungi; Mucoromycota; Mucoromycetes; Mucorales; Mucoraceae
Product: S-adenosyl-L-methionine-dependent methyltransferase
Exons: 5
Coding region: 68-1078 (336 amino acids)
Biological process (GO): peptidyl-arginine methylation
Cellular component (GO): nucleus
Molecular function (GO): protein-arginine N-methyltransferase activity
Source: RefSeq, a predicted model, not a curated record